UUUUCUUUCUUGUUCGCUUUCCAUUUUCCGUUGUUCCUGUGGGAUAAUCAACAUUAACAGAUUCAAUAAAAAAAAAGGAGGAAAAAAGGAAAAUACUGGCAAUAUUAUCCCAUGGGGACCUGCAUGUCUGUGCAGGGCAAUCCAAGAUUCUUGAAGAAAUCCAGACAACAAAAGCCAAUAUCGUACUACGAAUCCGAACAUGGCAAGGAUGCAAGUGGAAAGACAUCGAUGCCCUUAUCGCAAAAAAUGUCACGUCCAAUCCAAGUUCUAAAAGAUCCGACGCCGGACAACAUUUUCAAGAAAUACGAAUUUGGGAAAGAAUUGGGGAGGGGUGAAUUUGGAAUUACAUAUCAAUGUAGUGCCAUUGAAAAUGGGGAGACAGUUGCAUGCAAGAAAAUAUCAAAGAAUAAACUUAGGACAGAAAUUGACGUUGAGGAUGUAAGAAGAGAGGUUGAAAUAAUGAGACAUUUACCAAAACACCCUAAUAUUGUUAGGUACAAGGAGGUUUUUGAGGACAAAGAUGCCAUUUACUUGGUUAUGGAGCUUUGUGAAGGUGGAGAAUUGUUUGAUAGGAUUGUUGCAAGAGGACAUUAUACUGAAAGAGCUGCUGCCCUUGUUACAAAAACCAUUCUUGAGGUUGUCAAGGUAUGCCAUAAACAUGGAGUAAUACAUAGAGAUCUUAAACCGGAGAACUUUUUAUAUGCAAGCACUGCUGAAGAUGCUCCACUCAAGGCUAUUGAUUUUGGCCUUUCCAUAUUUUUUGAGCCUGGUCAGAGAUUUGCUGAAAUUGUUGGGAGCCCAUAUUACAUGGCCCCUGAAGUCCUUAGACGUAAUUAUGGAGAAGAAGUUGAUGUGUGGAGUACAGGCGUUAUUCUUUACAUCUUGCUAUGUGGAGUUCCACCCUUCUGGGCAGACACGGAAGAGGGAAUUGCACAUGCAAUUGUGCGAGGAGAAAUAGAUUUUAAAAGGGAUCCAUGGCCAAGAAUUUCUGAAGAUGCCAAGGAUCUGGUUAAGGGUAUGCUGGAGCAAAAUCCUUACACCCGCUUCUCAGUUGAAGAAGUCUUAGAAAAUAAAUGGAUUCAAAAUGCCGAUAAGGUCUCGAAUGUUCCAUUGGGAGAAGGUGUAAGAACGAGAAUCAAGCAGUUCUCAUUGAUGAAUAAAUUCAAGAAAAGAGUUCUAAGAGUGGUAGCAGACAACUUGCCAGACGAUCAAGUCGAUGGAAUUAAAAAAAUGUUCCAUUUGAUGGAUACAGACAAAAAUGGAAACCUUAGUUUCCAAGAGCUCAAAGAUGGUCUAAAUAUGAUUGGACAUUCAAUUCCUGAUGCUGAUGUACAAAUGCUACUCGAUGCAGCCGAUAUUGAUGGAAACGGCAUGCUCAACUGUGAAGAGUUUUUGACACUCGCCGUUCACCUGAAAAGGAUGAGUGGUGAAGAUCAUCUCAAUCAAGCUUUUCUUUACUUUGACAAGAAUGGGAGUGGAUAUAUUGAGUUCGAGGAGUUGAGAGAGUCUUUGUUAGAUGAACAUCCUGAUCCUACCAGUGACCAGCUCGUACAAGACAUCAUAUUUGAUGCCGAUUUGGACAAGGAUGGACGAAUUAGUUAUGCGGAGUUCAAAGUGAUGAUGACAAAGGGCAUGGAUUGGAAGAUGGCUUCUCGACAAUACUCUAGGGCAAUGCUAAAUGCCCUAAGCAUGAGACUUUUCAAAGACAAAUCUUUGAUGGUGAAAAACUAAAAUUGUUUAAUUAACUUUUGUUGUUGGGCAAGAGCAAAAUGCAAAUGCUUAUUUUUGGUUCUCCAAAUUCACACAUAAAAUUAAGCCCCAUUUUUGUGGGUUUGGGCCCAUUUGAUAAAAGGAUGUUCUAUGUGGUAUUGCAUUUUUUUUUU
Messenger RNA from Olea europaea var. sylvestris, 1883 nucleotides. RefSeq names its product calcium-dependent protein kinase 24-like. Gene Ontology annotation, biological process: peptidyl-serine phosphorylation; intracellular signal transduction; protein autophosphorylation. The transcript has 8 exons. Gene Ontology annotation, cellular component: nucleus; cytoplasm. The coding region runs from base 112 to 1731 and encodes 539 amino acids. Lineage: Eukaryota; Viridiplantae; Streptophyta; Magnoliopsida; Lamiales; Oleaceae. Gene Ontology annotation, molecular function: calcium-dependent protein serine/threonine kinase activity; ATP binding; calcium/calmodulin-dependent protein kinase activity. The record is from RefSeq and is a predicted model, not a curated record.